Messenger RNA from Penicillium argentinense, 990 nucleotides. Its product is annotated as arginase. The transcript has 3 exons. Bases 1 to 990 code for a protein of 329 amino acids. Gene Ontology annotation, molecular function: manganese ion binding; arginase activity. NCBI's taxonomy places the organism in Eukaryota, Fungi, Ascomycota, Eurotiomycetes, Eurotiales, Aspergillaceae. The record is from RefSeq and is a predicted model, not a curated record. Gene Ontology annotation, cellular component: nucleus; cytoplasm; cytosol.
AUGGCAAAACAGGCGCUCACCACUUCCAAAUUCCUGGCAAGCCCGAGCCAUCUGGCCGUUGUUGCAGCAAAGUAUUCCUGUGGGGCACCCAUAGGCGGUGCCGAGCAUGGUCCUGACGCCUUAAUUGACGCAGGGAUCUUCUCAGAAAUCGAAUCAAAAACAAAGUACAAGUGCACCAUCGACCACAUCGCUCAAAGCGGCACUUUCGGCAACACGAACGAAGCGCACGAUGCAGACCCUGACAUCAACGGCAUGAAACGACCGCGCGCGGUCAGCCUCGCUUCAAAACAGAUCAGUGAGUGCGUCUAUGCCCACGCACGAGAGGGAAAGUUCGUGAUGACUCUCGGCGGAGACCAUUCGAUCGGAAUCGGCACCGUCACCGGGAUCGCACGGGCUAUUCGCGAGCGAUUCGGUGGUUCCGAGCUCUCAGUUCUCUGGAUAGACGCACAUGCCGACAUCAAUACCCCCGAGACGAGUCCCAGUAGACGAAUCCAUGGAAUGCCUGUCGCAUUUGCCUCGGGACUAGCCCAGUCGCCAACGGGACACAGUGUUUUCGACUGGAUCACGGCGUCGCAUUUAAUCAAUCUCAAACGAUUCGUGUAUAUCGGCCUUCGCGAUGUUGAUGAAGCCGAGGAACGAAUUAUUGCGGAGAAUGGGAUCAAGGCAUACAGCAUGGAUGAUGUGAGACGAUACGGCAUCGUAAAAGUCAUGGGUCUUGCACUGGAGUAUCUUGGAGACGAGACUCCGAUCCAUGUGUCCUACGACAUCGAUUCACUCGAUCCCGAGUGGGCUCCCUCGACUGGGUUCCCUGUUACUCCGGGGUUGUCUCUUGAAGAGGGGAUCCAUAUCUCGCGCCGGCUUCAUGCUACUGGGAAUCUUGUUGCGAUGGAUUUGGUGGAGGUUAAUCCGUUGGUUGAGCCGGGGAAAUUGGGGACGACUGUUAAGUCUGCUGGUUCUGUGAUUCAAGCUGCUCUGGGGGUUGCAGUCUGA